Molecule: messenger RNA, 924 nt
Organism: Heterocephalus glaber (naked mole-rat)
Lineage: Eukaryota; Metazoa; Chordata; Mammalia; Rodentia; Bathyergidae
Product: taste receptor type 2 member 1-like
Biological process (GO): sensory perception of taste; G protein-coupled receptor signaling pathway; detection of chemical stimulus involved in sensory perception of bitter taste
Cellular component (GO): membrane
Molecular function (GO): bitter taste receptor activity; G protein-coupled receptor activity
Source: RefSeq, a predicted model, not a curated record
AUGGUAACACCUCAAUUCGCUAUCCAUUUCCUUAUAGCAGUGACACAACUGCUUACUGGGGUCUUCGCAAAUGGCUUCAUUGUGGUGGUGAAUGUCGUGGACUUGAUCAAGCAGAGACAAAUGGCUCCUUUGGAUCUGCUUAUUUCCUGCCUGGUGACUUCGAGGAUUUUUCUGCAGGUGCUCAUCUUCCUUACACAUCUGGUUCUUCUCUCCUUCAUGGAACAUUCGGUACUUUUGGACAAUUAUGCAAUUUUCCUGUUUGUAAAUAUUUGGGGCCUUUGGUUGGCCACCUGGCUUGGUGUUUUCUACUGUGCCAAGAUCACAACCAUCCCACACCCCCUGUUCUUCUGGCUGAAGAGGAGGCUAUCCAAGUUGGUGCCAUGGCUGAUCCUGGGGUCUCUACUGUAUGCAUCUAUCAGUACUGUCAUCCACAGUAAAUAUAUAUGUACUAUUACGCCAAAAUUCUUCAACUCUUUCUCCAAAAAUGCAACUCAAACCAAAGGAAUGGACAUUAUGACAUUAUCAUUUUUGCUUUUUCAUCUUACAGUUCCAUUAAAUAUCUUCCUCAUUGCUCUUCUGCUCUUGAUUUUUUCACUGGUGAGACAUACCCAGCAUAUAAGAACCAUUGCUGUGGGGACCACAGAUAGCAGCAGGGGCAUCCACUUCAGGGCCAUGAUGUCCUUCCUGUCAUUCCUAAUCCUCUACUUUUCCUACUACCUAAUAGGUAUUUUUUUCUUUUCUCAUAUUUUGCAGUUUGGAAGCUUCCUGUUUGUGUUCUGCACCAUGGUGGCUGGCACCUACCCAUGUAUACAUUCUGUCAUCUUAAUUUUAGGAAACCCUAAACUGAAACAAAGUGCAAAAUGCUUCCUGCUCUGUGGUCAGUGUGGUCAACAGGAUGAACUUGGAUCAGUCCAGAGGACAUAG